AUGGGCUCACGCCAUUUCUAUCAGGCAUUCUGUACGACGACGCUGCAGCUCUGGAGCAAGUUCAAUAUCUGCUGUCUUGCAGUCUGGCAGAAGCAGAAGAAUUUAACUCAGGCUUUGAUGAUGGUGAUUAUUCCUCUUCCCGACCCAUGUCUGAGCAUUUCACAAAUAGAAACAUUUGGUGAGGAGCUGAUUGCUAUCUGUGACAGGAUAGAAAAGCAUGGACUAGUGGACUAUGAGGUCAGGAUCUGGGAAGAAGAGAUUCUCUCUAGUAAGACACUUUCGACACAGUUGCGGAUGCUCGACCAGUUAGCCGAGCGAGAUGGCCAGAUGAACUGUCGGCCUGAAGCGACCGUCGGCGAGUCAUUCAUCAAGCAAGCUCCAUACCCCAAGAUGCCUCAGCACCUAACAACAUUUCGACUAUCUAGAAAUACGCGCGCCGCGGAACAAGUCAUUUCAGGCCUGCGGGAGCAUUUCGAGACGGAGGCAUUCAGAGGACUCCCCCAGGACGAGGUAUACGUCGAGAGCCCGCUCGACUCUGAUGCACUGGACCGCCUGAAACCUAUCCUUUCGCUAGUCUGUGACGGCCCAGUGCGCGUAAUACUUUCGAGGGUCAUGGGAAAGACAGUACUGCAGGCCCGUUUUCCAUGUCUCCACUUCCCAGUCCUGAUCUACGAGUCUUCGCUACUCGAUGGAAAGCCAUUAGAGCUUGGACGCGGCGUGUAUACAGACAGGGAUGUCAGUCUGACCGGGAGAUUGGUUCUAAUAACAGUUGUUCCCACGUUUGUCAAAGUCAUAUUUGAGCCUUCGGAGUCUCCUUAGGUCGCGGGACCGAAAAUCAAUCCCGCGGGACCUACCAGCCAUCCCCAGUGUCUUCUUGAUGAAUGUCCAUGGAAAUAAACGUCUCCCAUGGUACCUGAUAUUCUGUACUUAGAUGCGACAUGUAACCACGAGCAGACAGAUCAAUUCUCGGUUCUUGAAUGUCUUGGGGAAGAGGCGCCGGGGAUGGGAAGGACAAUGAAUAGGUUGGGCAGGCAAGUGCGCUCUGCACUAGGUUGCUUUCUCCG
This is a messenger RNA of Aspergillus vadensis CBS 113365, 1064 nucleotides long. RefSeq lists its product as uncharacterized. The coding region runs from base 1 to 819 and encodes 272 amino acids. The transcript is spliced from 5 exons. The record is from RefSeq and is a predicted model, not a curated record. NCBI's taxonomy places the organism in Eukaryota, Fungi, Ascomycota, Eurotiomycetes, Eurotiales, Aspergillaceae.